UGAGGUUAUGAUCCCUUGUUAUUGUUUACUGUAUUUAUAUGCUAGCAAGUCAAUUUUGAUAACAAAUAGCUCGCAAUGUUCCUUUUAGAGUCUUUUGUAUUAGAUUUGCAGAAUUAUCUAAUAGGUACAAGGGAAAUAGACCACGGUAUGAUAGAGUUGCGUCUAGAAAAACCAGCAAAAGUAGGAGAUGUUAGUUUUCCAUUGAGCAUUAGAAACUGGAGCCAUUUGUUGAACGGAGGACAAUGUACUGGAGACUGCAUAAGUAUUCUUGACUAUAAAGGUUCAAAGAAGGAUUUGGGCAACCAAAUUGAACAGCUUAGGAUGGAGAGCCUUAAGUGGACAAUUCAAAUUGAUAAAAUACUCAUGAACAACAAACAAACUCAUUUGAAUAUUUCCCUAUCUAGAACAUCCAAACUAUUCAAAUCCGUUUUGAAAGAAGUAAUAGAAGCGGAAAAAACCUAUGGUUCGAGUGACUUUAUACGGAACAAAGUUCAUUUGGACUUGUUUCCAAAUAACGAUUUGAAUUCUGAAUCGAGUCUAACUUGCUUGAGGUUACACUUGCUGAAGGAGAUAACAGCGAAUUUAUUGAAAGCUUCUACAUGCAGUGAAACUGACAGAGAAUCUCGAAUAACCUUGUCACUUCAACCGGUGGAUGAUAGAUCUAAGAAUGUUAUAUGUGGUCCAGUACUUACUGAAAAUGGAAAUAGAAACUCAACGACAGUGCAGCAGCUUUACGAGAAAAGGGCAUCUGAUAUGAGGAUGAUGGCUCAGCAUAAGUAUGGUGUCCAAAUCACACCAUCUUCAACUUGGGAGACGUACUUUGCAAAUCUGGGGAAGGGUUGCGUUACGAUUGAGAUGAUGUCUAACAAACCUCAAAAAGCAAUCAAAGUAACUCAGAAUGAUUUACAGACUGCACACAAAGGACCAUGCUUCAUAUUCUACAACUGUGCUAGACUGGCAGCCUUAUUUAAGAAGUUUGAAAAGUUGGUAACGAGAAAAGAGUAUCCGGAUUUGCCAGAAAUCGAUGGUGUGGAUUUUUCCCUGUUAACCCAGCAAGAAGAAUGGGAACUGUUCUAUGCAUAUAUCUUGCAGUAUCCGAUAGUUGUUAAAAGCUGUAUCAAACACAUAGAAACAGGCGUAGUCAAUCCUCAGUAUUUGGUAACAUUCCUAUCAAAAUUAGCCUCACUAUUCAGCGUCUACUACAGGAGAGUCAGGAUACUAACCAAUCCUCGGGAGCAUAUGUUUGCAGUCGUCCACGCCAGGAUGUACUUGCUGAAAGCUAUACAGUACGUCUUUCAUAAUGCCUUGGAUUUGUUGAACAUUGAACCCAUCAGAGAAAUGUGAAAAUCGAUAUCUGAAUUAUUUUUUCGUGAGUUGCAGCAUUUUAUUGAGCUCUAAUGGUAACUUGAUGAAUUGCGAAUCGCCCUGUAUAAGUGCCACAAGGUUCUGUUUUCGGGCCGAUACUUUUAUUUCAUAUAUGAAUAUUAUGAAAGGUUAAACAACAUUGUCUACAGAGGAAAUCAAUAUUGCAUCUAGUUAUUAGGCAUUUUAACCAUAAAGAUGAUGGAAUUAUUUGAGAAUUAAGAAUUAUUCAAUGACAUUUCAUUCCUUUUUUUUUGUUAUGUAAAGCGUGUUUUAUAAUAUCAUUUGUUGCUAGUAUAUUUUUAUUU
This is a messenger RNA of Leptinotarsa decemlineata (Colorado potato beetle), 1670 nucleotides long. RefSeq names its product DALR anticodon-binding domain-containing protein 3. Gene Ontology annotation, molecular function: arginine-tRNA ligase activity; tRNA binding; ATP binding. Gene Ontology annotation, biological process: arginyl-tRNA aminoacylation; tRNA C3-cytosine methylation. NCBI's taxonomy places the organism in Eukaryota, Metazoa, Arthropoda, Insecta, Coleoptera, Chrysomelidae. The record is from RefSeq and is a predicted model, not a curated record.